CCACCUUUGGUAAGUUGCCUGCGGGGGUGGGAAAGGCUGCCCGUCACCGUGCCAACUUCUCUUUCGCGCCUACCAGGCGGCAGCAGAUCCAUCAUGUUUUGCUCGACGGUGGUCACACGGUUCUCAUGAUAUAUCCCCUUCCAAAUCCUUCGCCUCGUCUACCAAAACCGCGUGCCCCAUUGCCACCCACGCGUCGCUCAUCCGUUUCAGCUUCCUCCCUCUCUAACUCCCAACUUCCUCUUUCUUUGAUUUGCUUCGCCUUCCGUUUCUUCUUCCUUCCCUUGCUCGUCUCUCGGCCUUUCUCAUCAGUCAUUUCCGCAUUCAUCUUUGCAAGCUCGCAGUCCACCAGUGAGAGCAGAGAUGAGGCCCAUCAUUUAGCAAACAGAGACAUAUCUACAUAGGAGAGAGAGAGAGAGAGAGAUCUGGUGCGCGGAAGGAGAAAGGAGAAGAUGGUGUUCUUCUGCUUCCUAGUGGAUCAGCGGCGGAGGGUGAGGAGCAGCAAGCCGGCGGCAGGGAUCUGCUCGCGCUGCGGUGCCUGCGCGAGCGUCGCCGACAUGGUGACGUGCACGCGCUUCUGCUACGUGACCGUUCAUCGUAAGGCCUGGCGGGCCAUCAUUUGCACCUUCUGCGGCGCCCUCCUCAAGUCCUACAACCGGUAGAUAUAUAGUCGAUGGAUUUGCACAGACCACCUAUGAGAUCUAUGCAUGUAGGCUGAGAUCUACGAGGACCAUUUGUUUCUUGGUCGCAUGAGAUGGGAUCGACGGAGCGCUUGCCUUUUGAUUUCCGUUGUGAGAUUGUGUGUAUAUAUGAUGGUUAGUUUGAUGCAAUUGUUCUUCUAAAAGAAAA
Musa acuminata subsp. malaccensis (wild Malaysian banana) is the source of this 846-nucleotide messenger RNA. RefSeq lists its product as uncharacterized. The record is from RefSeq and is a predicted model, not a curated record. Lineage: Eukaryota; Viridiplantae; Streptophyta; Magnoliopsida; Zingiberales; Musaceae.